Messenger RNA from Anopheles marshallii, 1083 nucleotides. RefSeq lists its product as uncharacterized. The transcript is spliced from 2 exons. The coding region runs from base 1 to 1083 and encodes 360 amino acids. The record is from RefSeq and is a predicted model, not a curated record. Lineage: Eukaryota; Metazoa; Arthropoda; Insecta; Diptera; Culicidae.
AUGUGUCGUGUGGAAAACUUCGUUCUGGUUGCAGUGCUGCUGGUGGAAUGUUCCGGCCUGCACAUGUACCCGGAAAUAUUCGACCCAUCGAAGUUCCUGCAACGGCCGUUGCCUCUGAAACGAGUAGACAGUCGAGCGACUCCCGAGGCUGAGUUUCAUUCGGAUGGAGGUUUUAAAGAUGGUGAGGUUGGGUUCGUUCGUUCGAGCAGUGAGUCGGGCAAGGGUGGAUACCGGCAUAAGGAGAACUUCCACAAGAAGGACGGUAACAAGUAUGGGCACGAGCGACAAACAGGAUUCGGAGAGUCCAAGCGUACCGGAGAUGACCAGGCGCAGGAACACGGACGACUGAUGGUGGACACGCAUCACUACCGCCCAGAGCCAACGUACGAAGUCAUUGAGGAGCAUGACAGUGAUAUCGAGAAUCCGGAUAAAAACAAAAAAUAUGGUCUCAGCUCUAACUCCACCAAGAACAAGAAAAAACCUACCGAGGAGAAGCCAAAGUCUGCCAAGUCAUCGCGCCAAUCGGGUCCUCGAAAGGCGGGCUCGAAUCAGAAGAAAAACCAUACCGGCUAUGAAUCGAUCGUGUACCAUGAGAACGAGCGGGACAGUACGGAGCAUGGCUACGGUAAGAAGAAGGCGGUCGGCAACAUUCCCGACCAAAAACCGGCCAAACAGAUUGCCCACGACGAGGGAGAUACUUUCGAUGAGGAUGGGCUAGAAUCGGCCGACCGGCAGACGGAUGGUGACUAUUCGCACGAAUACGACGGUGGCUCUGACACUGGACGGGAAUCGGAUUUCAACGACAAUUACGACGCUUUGCGGUUCGACAGUGACUUCGAGCGGUCCUUCGGCAACGCGGACCAUCCAGAGGAGGGAGAAAAUGGCCGGCAGUCGGGAAAGAACGAAGAUUACGAUUACGCCGAUGAUGAUCGGGAUGAGGAAGAUGAUUCGGCUAAUGAGGACAAGUACCGGGGCGAUGAUGAUUCCGGCGAGGAAGAGGAUGGCGAAGGUGCGGAGAAGGGGGAUGAAGAUCGGCAGUACGAGUACGCCAGUGAGGCCGAUGGGGAUGCGCAAGAUUAUUGA